Messenger RNA from Drosophila erecta, 1462 nucleotides. RefSeq names its product skin secretory protein xP2. NCBI's taxonomy places the organism in Eukaryota, Metazoa, Arthropoda, Insecta, Diptera, Drosophilidae. The transcript is spliced from 2 exons. The record is from RefSeq and is a predicted model, not a curated record. Gene Ontology annotation, molecular function: transcription coactivator activity. Gene Ontology annotation, cellular component: RNA polymerase II transcription regulator complex. Bases 86 to 1315 code for a protein of 409 amino acids. Gene Ontology annotation, biological process: positive regulation of transcription by RNA polymerase II.
CGAUCGGACAUCAGUCGCUGCUCAUCGGCACUCAAGGCGUUUUUUUGGAAUUGGUAUCAUCGCACCAAGUGGAUUAGUAGUCAGCAUGAAGGUCUUCGUUUGCAUGUGUGCUCUCUUCACUGUGGCCAACGCUGGCUUCCUGGGACUCCUCGGUGGUGGACUGGGUGGCGGCAGUGGAGGCCUGAGCCUUGGUGGCGGCGGUGGCAACGGAGGCGGCGGCGGCGGCGGCGGUGGUGGUGGCCGCGGCUACGGCGGUCCCGGUCCCAGUGGCCCAGUCCAGGUGGUCAAGGUGAUCCACCAGCAGGGCGGCGGCGGCGGCGGCGGCGUUGGCUACUCCUCCGGCGCUAGCUAUGGCGGCGGCUAUGGCUACGAAGCUCCGCCCCAGGUCUUCAAGGUGAAGGUCAUCUCUGGCGGCGGCGGCGGCGGCGGCGGCGGCGGUGGCUAUGGACCCGCUCCCGGUCCCGCCUAUCUGCCUCCCGUGGGCCCCGCCCCCUCCUCCGUCAAGGUGAUCAAGAUCCUGCAGGAGUCCGCACCCAUUGUGAGCGCCCCGCUGGUGGAGAGCGCCCCUCAGAUCGUCAAGGUGGUGAAUGUGGCAUCUGGACCCGUGGCUGGACCCUCUUUCAUCGGCGGCUCUGCAGCUGGCGGCGGUGCCGUGUCCCAGGUCAUCAAGGUCGUUCACGAGAGCGGUAUCUCGUCGGGUGGUUACGCCGGUGGUUACUCCGGUGGAUACUCUUCGGGUGGAGCCACCAAGGUGGUGCGCGUGAUCCAUGAGCACUCCGCUCCAGCUGUCGCUCCCGCCUAUGCCCCCAUCGAUGUGCCCGCACCAGUGGCUGCUCCAGUGGCUUCUUUCCUGCCUCCUCAGGAGAUCGCUGCUCCCGCUCCGGCUCCUGUUUUUGCUGCUCCCGCUCCAGCUCCAGUUUAUGCCGCUCCUGCUCCCGCCCCAGUGUACUCCGCUCCCGCUCCAGUGUACUCCGCUCCUGCUCCCGCGCCAGUGUACUCCGCUCCUGCUCCCGCUCCAGUGUACUCCGCUCCUGCUCCCGCUCCAGUGUACUCUGCUCCUGCUCCCGCUCCAGUGUACUCUGCUCCCGCUCCAGUUUACUCUGCUCCUGCUCCCGCUCCAGUGUACUCUGCUCCUGCCCCAGCUCCAGUGUACUCUGCUCCUGCUCCUGCUCCAGCUCCAGUCUAUGCCGCCCCAGCACCCGCUCCCGUCCUGAGCGUGCCACAUCCCGCUCCUGCCCCCGUUUUUGCUCCCGAGGAGCAGUCCCUGCCCAUCGGCCACGCCCCUGCCCAGACCUACGGCCCACCGGGGUACUAGAGAGAUUAGCCAUCUAUUGAAGGACCUUCCUGCUAACUACAUCAACAGCAUAUUACCAUUCCUACACAACGCCAUGAGUUUAAUUUAAGACAUUUUUUUUACAACACAUUUUUUUGUUACCAAAUACAUAGACAAUUCCAAAAAGAA